AUGACGACCGUCGUACAGCUCCGCCAACCCCUACAAGCAUUGAGCAUGAGCAACCAGUCUGAGUCGCGCCGAAAGAGCAAACGCCUUGCUGGUAUUUUGCGAUGGAGACUGACAUCGGCUUGCGACUUUGUAGCGGCGGCAACGUACGACGAGCAAGAUGGUGACUUUUUGUUUACGCGCGGUUCGAAGAGGCAAAAAACGGGAAAGGAGAAGACAUCAUCAGUCAAAGGGCCACCUCCGCCUGCGCCAGAACCGGAACCUGCACCCGCGCCUGUGGUGAAAAAGCCAAGGGGAAGGCCGAUCACGGGAAAGAAACGCGCCGCAUCGCCGCCGCCGCCGCCGCCGCCGCAGCAGCAGCAGCAACAGGAAGAGGCUGCUCCGGUGACCACAUCGAAAAGACCACAGCGCAGGAAACUUGACUCGUCACCGCCUACGCAGGAUAAAACACUAGAUGCGUCUAAGAAGCGACCUAUGCGAAGGACGAGGAGUUCUACGGCGGAUCUCGCUGAUGAGGUGCAGAUUGAGGAACCACGAACUGUCAGCCAGACGAACGGGACCAAGCCGACGAAAGAUGGAGGGGUUAAGAAGACCAGCCGCAAAACAUCGCGCAAAAAGCAGCCCGAACGGAUCGAGGAAGACGACGAGCAUGACGUCCAAGCAACCCCUGAGAACGUCGACAAGGACUCGAACGUGACAAAGAUAGCGCUCCCGUUCUCCGACACGCCCAUUAACAACCGCAAUAAAGAGUUCCGUAAGAAAGGAGGCGCGGGAGCGGGGGGUGGGAGGAGGAGCAGUAUGAGCAUGCGCGGGCGGCGGGCGAGCUCUCUGAUCGAGAGCGGGCACAGCGCUAUUCCGCACCGGGAGGUCGACCCGUCUGAGUUUUUCAAGCACAUCGAGGCAGAAGGUCUUAGUGAGCCGCGGCGAAUGAAGCAGUUGCUCACAUGGUGUGGUGAGAGGGCUCUUAGUGAGAAGCCCAAGCACGGAACCACUGGGGCCAAUGCUGUUUUGGGAGCUCGUGCGAUCGAGGACCAGCUGCUCAAAGACUUUGGGUCGAAAUCGGAGUUCUCCGACUGGUUCAGCAGAGAAGAUGAUGAGCCCUCUGCUGCGGCUAAAGCGAAGAGGCCAGUGGUGAUCAGGCCCAAUCCCGUCAACGUGGAACACGAGCAAAAAAUUGCUGCGUUAGAAGCCCGGAUAAAACGGUUAAAAGAGGCGCGCAAAUCGUGGCGAGCACUUCAGACACUUUUGCCCCAAGUACCGCCGCUAUACCCACCAGAUGUCGACCUGAAGAAGGCGCCGCCUUUACCCGAGUCCUCGCUUCUCGAUACCGAGGAAGCCAAGAUACUCGAGUCUCUAACGGAGUCGUCAUCAUCUUUUGCACAUCUCAAGUCCACCACAAGGUCACGCCUUCAAGAGAUCCAGUCUGUCGUCGAGUUCAAAGUGGAUGAUCUCGCGGACAGCAUACAUAAGAUGAACAUGAGGGUAAUGACGGCAGGGAAGCAAGCGGAUAAGGUACUGGCUCUUGGUUCUCAGAGGCUCAAGGAGCGGGAAGAGAAGGAAAAGGAGGCUGCAGGGACGAAGGAGAUGCCUGUGAUGGAAGUGCUGAGGAGCUUGGGGAGGAUCCUACCCGAGAACGGCGGGUGA
Molecule: messenger RNA, 1641 nt
Organism: Cryphonectria parasitica EP155
Lineage: Eukaryota; Fungi; Ascomycota; Sordariomycetes; Diaporthales; Cryphonectriaceae
Exons: 4
Coding region: 1-1641 (546 amino acids)
Biological process (GO): cell division; mitotic sister chromatid segregation
Cellular component (GO): MIS12/MIND type complex
Source: RefSeq, a predicted model, not a curated record